This is a messenger RNA of Gracilinanus agilis (Agile Gracile Mouse Opossum), 3318 nucleotides long. It is a transcript of the gene FARP2, whose product is annotated as FERM, ARH/RhoGEF and pleckstrin domain protein 2. Gene Ontology annotation, molecular function: guanyl-nucleotide exchange factor activity. The coding region runs from base 97 to 3318 and encodes 1073 amino acids. Gene Ontology annotation, cellular component: cytoskeleton. The record is from RefSeq and is a predicted model, not a curated record. Lineage: Eukaryota; Metazoa; Chordata; Mammalia; Didelphimorphia; Didelphidae. The transcript is spliced from 26 exons.
AGCCGUGCGAGGAGCGGGCGGUGGCGGCGGUGGCGGUGGCGGCGGCCGUGCUGGGAGCGGAACGCCGUGCAGGUGAUUACUCCUCGCUGGUGAACUAUGGGAGAAAUUGAAGGAACGUAUCGAGUCCUAGAGACUCCAGGAAGCCGAUUAGGGGGCCCGAAUCACACUGGGAUCAGCUCUCUGGAGCCAGGGCAAAGUCUGUCCUCAGCAAUGGCGAAGACAUCAGCCAAACUGCAAGAGAAGGACCUUCCUAUUAAAGUGAAAUUGCUGGACAACACCACUGAAGUACUCCAUGUGGAGCCAAAAUGCUACGGCCAGAUUCUGCUGACAGAGGUGUUUAAGCACUUGAAUUUGAUUGAAUCGGAUUACUUUGGAUUGGAAUUCCAGAAUGUCCAGUCUUAUUGGAUUUGGCUUGAACCAACAAAACCUAUCAUUAAGCAAGUACAAAGGCCAAGGAGCACGCUACUUCGGCUAGCCGUCAAGUUUUUCCCGCCUGACCCAGGACAAUUGCAGGAAGAGUAUACAAGAUACCUGUUUGCCUUGCAAAUCAAGAGAGACUUAGUGGAGGAAAGACUUCCCUGCAGUGACAGCACGGCCGCUCUCCUGACCUCUCACCUCUUGCAAUCGGAACUGGGGGACUAUGAGGAAACUACAGAUCGAGAACACCUUAAAGCAAAUAAAUAUGUGCCCCACCAAGACCGGAUUCAAGAGAAGAUCCUAGAAAACCAUCAAAAACACAUGGGCCAAACACCUGCUGAGUCCGAUUUCCAGGUACUUGAAAUUGCUCGGAAGUUGGAGAUGUACGGCAUCAGGUUUCACCUGGCCUCCGAUCGGGAGGGCACCAAAAUUAAUCUGGCUGUUUCUCACAUGGGAGUACUUGUAUUCCAGGGUAACACCAAAAUUAACACCUUCAAUUGGUCCAAAGUCCGUAAACUGAGCUUUAAGAGGAAAAGAUUUCUUAUUAAACUUCACCCAGAAGUUCAUGGCCCAUAUCAGGAUACAUUGGAAUUUCUCUUGGGGAGUCGAGAUGAGUGUAAGAACUUCUGGAAGAUUUGUGUAGAAUAUCAUACCUUUUUCAGACUUUUUGAUCAGCCCAAGCCAAAAGCUAAAGCAGUCUUCUUCAGCCGAGGGUCUUCAUUCAGAUACAGUGGGAGAACCCAAAAACAGCUGGUGGAUUUUGUUAAAGACAGCGGGAUAAAGAAAAUGCCCUAUGAGAGAAGGCACAGCAAGGCUAGAAUUGCCAGUCGGCCUUUGAAUAAAGAUGUGCCAAAACAGAGCAUCUCCUAUACUGAGGGCUCAAGACUUCCUGGUUCACCGUGUUCUUCAGAUGCCUCAUUUUACUCGGUCCCUGCCUCCUCCAUGAUCCCCACCGACCUGCCCCUUUGCAUGGACAGCAGCAGUUCCUUUGUGGCCUCCAAGGCCCCAUCUGUGAAGGGCCCUCUAGCAGAAAGGAGCAGCGUCACAUCAGCCGAAGAAGUGGACAAGAAAACGGCCCCUCCGUGCGGCUCGCCAAUACUCCAGAGCGGCCCAGGCCUCUCGGACGACAGCUCUCAGCAUUCUAACCUCACGUCGAAGAGUUCCCUGAAUCUGCCCCCAACCUUUCAGGUGGCUCUGAGCCCAGCCGGACGGGGCUCCUCCCCUCUCCUCAGCCCUGUCCUGGGUGAUGCUGGUUGUGUCAGAGUGGAAGAGGAGGAGGAGACGAGGCCCAAGCACACCCCAACGGAUAAGGCCUAUUUCAUAGCCAAGGAGAUUCUGGCGACGGAACGGACGUACCUGAAGGAUUUGGAAGUCAUUACGGUGUGGUUCCGCAGCGCCGUCAUCAAGGAGGAGGCCAUGCCCGGGGCGCUCAUGACGCUGCUCUUCUCCAACAUCGACCCCAUCUACGAGUUCCACAGGGGAUUCCUGAAGGAGCUCGAGCAGCGGCUGGCCCUCUGGGAAGGAGCAGCCGGCGCCCACGAGAAAGGCGGCCCCCAGCACAUCGGCGACAUCAUGCUGAAGAGCAUGCGCGGCCUGAAGGGCUUCACCGGCUACCUUCAGAAGCACGACGAGGUCCUGACGGAACUGGAAAAGGCCACCAAAGGCCUCAAGAAGCUGGAGACGGUGUACAAGGAGUUCGAGCUGCAGAAGGUCUGCUACCUGCCCCUCAACACCUUCCUCCUGAAGCCCAUCCAGAGGCUGCUCUACUACAGGCUCAGCCUGGGCCGCCUCUGCAAGCACUACCCGCCCAGCCACCCCGACUAUCCGGACUGCAAGAGCGCCCUCCGCGAGAUCUCCGAGAUGACGGCCCGCCUGCAGAGCAGCCUCCUCCGCCUGGAGAACUUCCAGAAGCUCACCGAGCUCCAGCACGACCUGAUCGGCAUCGACAACCUCGUCAUCCCGGGCAGGGAGUUCAUCCGGGAAGGCUGCCUGUACAAGCUCACCAAGAAGGGCUUCCAGCAGAGGAUGUUCUUCCUGUUCUCCGACAUGCUGCUGUACACGAGCAAAGGCGUCACGGGCACGAACCACUUCAAGAUCCACGGCCACCUGCCGCUGCACGGCAUGCUGGUGGAGGAGAGCAACAACGAGUGGUCCGUGCCUCACUGCUUCACCAUCUACUCCGUGCAGAAGACCAUCGUCGUGGCGGCCAGCUCUCGCCUGGAGAUGGGCAAAUGGAUGAAUGACCUGAGCCUCGCCAUCGAGGUGGCCAAGUCCGGGGACCGGCCCUCCGUGCUGCUGGACGGCGCCGGCAACAGCAGCGCCUACAGACCCUCUGGCGAGGCCUGUCUAGAGCAGGAGUCGGAAGACGAUGCCCCCCCGCCCCCUAGCUCCCUGGACAGGCAGAGUCCGCACCGGGCCAAUACCACCAUGCACGUGUGCUGGUACCGCAACACCAGCGUCUCCAUGACUGACCACAGUGUGGCCGUCGAGGUACCCCGGCUCGGCCCUCGCCUCCCCCCACUGUCUGCCUGCCCCGGGCCCGUGCGGCCUCCUUUCCUCCUCUGCGGCCAGGGCAGGCAGAGAGCAGGCCCCGCCCUCCUCCCCUCCCCCUCCCUGUACCUGGCCGCAGGCGCCCCGGGUCCCCCCGCCCCCCCCGAGGCCUCAGCGCGCUCCGCCUCCGGGGGUCCCCAUGGCGACCCUCACUUUCGGCUCGCGGUGCCCAACACGGACAGGGGCGGCUGCGGCCCCAACUCGAUCCUUGGCCCCGGCUCCGGCUCUGCUCCCGCGGCGGUUGGAGACAGAGAAAGCCAGGGCGGUGGAGGAGCAAGGAGGGGGUGGGGUGGAGACAAGAGAGCGCCACGGCGCAGGCGUGCGAGCCCUCUAGCCUUCUGGGAGCUGUAG